Messenger RNA from Exophiala mesophila, 3313 nucleotides. RefSeq lists its product as uncharacterized. The transcript is spliced from 3 exons. Lineage: Eukaryota; Fungi; Ascomycota; Eurotiomycetes; Chaetothyriales; Herpotrichiellaceae. The coding region runs from base 572 to 3136 and encodes 854 amino acids. Gene Ontology annotation, molecular function: GTPase activator activity. The record is from RefSeq and is a predicted model, not a curated record. Gene Ontology annotation, biological process: signal transduction; regulation of fungal-type cell wall organization; activation of GTPase activity. Gene Ontology annotation, cellular component: cell cortex.
GAUCCUUGCGCCUUUGCAAGUUGACACAGCGUCAAGCCCUGCCAUCCAACCCUUCGUGCUCUUCUUUCAUUGUUUGACAAUGGGCUUCCCUUGACCACAGAUCGCGUUUUCUUUUCCAGCUCAACGCUCAAGCUUACCUCCCUGCGUCUAUUGUUUCCAGUGAGCAUUGUCUGAGGCGCAUUGGUGGUCAGCAUACACCAUAAGGGCCCUGUUGCUGCGCCCGCCUGAUCAUCCUCCCUCUAUCCUGCUCACCCACCCAUCCCUUCGCUGAAUCCACCUCCCGCCAGCGCUUCAUCCUCCAUCUACGAGAGACACCGUCUUUGGCACUUGAGAAUCCAUCAUCUACAUCUCUUACCUACUCACAACCUCAUCACCAGUCCCCAUCCUAUUUAGUCAACUUGCGCAACACGAAGACGUGCGUCAGGUUGGCGAUCCGGGUGUGACCCAUCUUACGUCCUUCUAGAAGCCCUGCCAUCCCCAGAACACCGGCUACUGACGCCCAAACCCACCGUUGGAUAUCUGUCUCGACUUUCCUUCAUCCUGACGGCGUCACGGCGCCUGUAGCCUCAUAAUGGCGACCGGAGGCGCAGGCACCGCCAGCUCGCCGCGAACCAUCAUUCAACCUCCUCAGCGUAACACACCUGCUCCUUCCCCCUUAGCUGCUGUUUCUCCUCCGUCCAAAAGAGAAGAGUUGGCAUCUUGGUGGAAAAAGUUCAGAAAGAAUACCGAAAAGCCAGAAGAAAAAGUUGAAAUUCAACCUAGUGGUAUAUUUGGCGUACCCCUGGCCGAGAGCAUCAGGUAUGCCAACGUCGCCAUCUCCUUGCAGAACGAUGAAGGCCAGAGUUUCAUUUACGGAUACGUGCCCAUUGUUGUUGCAAAAUGCGGCGUCUUCUUGAAAGAGAAAGCAACCGACGUGGAAGGUAUCUUUCGACUGAGUGGCUCUGCAAAACGGAUCAAGGAUUUGCAGACCAUUUUCAAUUCCCCCGACCGUUUCGGAAAAGGUCUAGAUUGGACAGGCUACACUGUUCAUGAUGCGGCCAAUAUCCUUCGCAGAUACCUCAAUCAGCUACCCGAACCCAUCGUACCUCUCGAUUUCUACGAUCGAUUUCGUGAUCCCCUACGUCGCGCACAGCGGCCAGCGCAGACUGAUGGCGAGGCGCAGCCCAUUGACCUUAGUGUCGAUGAGCACGCGACAGCAGUGUCGGCAUACAAAAAGCUCAUCACAGAACUCCCACCUUUGAACCGCCAACUUCUUCUCUAUAUUCUCGAUCUACUCGCCGUCUUCGCGUCCAAGUCCGAUCUGAAUAGGAUGACAGCAGCAAAUCUAGCGGCAAUCUUUCAGCCAGGUAUCUUAUCACACCCCAUACACGAUAUGGCACCCAAGGAAUACAGACUUAGCCAAGAUGUUUUGAUAUUCUUGAUUGAGAAUCAGGACAACUUUCUGAUCGGCAUGUCCGGCACUGCUGUUGAUGAAAAGACUCAGAAGGACGUCGAGAGUGGCCCGCCUUCACUAAAGUCACCAAUACCUGUGGUGCGAUCGACUUCCAACGCAAGUGCUGGCGCCGACAGUUUGCGAAAGUUUGGGGUCAGACGCAAUGUCUCUGUCUCCUCUCGUGGCUCUCGAGGUGGUGGCAGUCCUGGAGUUUCCAUUCCUGGAACGCCAUCAGGCCUCGCCACUUUUCCCGAUGGCACUACAGGCGCAAAGAUCUCUCGGAGUAACACGGUCCCUUCCAAAAGAUCUCCAGCAAUCACUUCAGCUCGCUUCCAGCGCUUGAACGAACCGUCAGGUUCGCCAUCCCCGGCCGCAUCUUCUCCUGGGGCCAGGUCUACGACUCCCUUCGCAGCUGGCGACGGCGCAGAUUCGAAAUCCUCUAGGUCCAACUCUAUCGUUCCAGAAGAAGCAGCGAAUAUUCAACCUUUGGCUCAGGCGACAGAAUCUUUGCCAGCUGCUACACCUGAUCAAGUGCAACCACCACCAUCACAAGCUUCAGGGCAUCGGCAUCAAGUUCAAAGUGAUACGGAACCCACGUCUGUGGGGAAGAGUACAUCCUCAUCCACUCCAUUCCCUCAAAUCGUGCAGUCGUCACAACCUCCGACAACAACAACACCCGGCACCACUCGCGAAAGAAAGAUAUCGAAUUUGUUUCCAAAGUCACCAAUCUUUGGACCCUCAGAUGCCCAGAAAGCCCAGCCACGGAAGCUCCAAAAGAAGCAAAAGCUUCCUGGCGCUGUCAAUGAUAGCGCGCAGAGCUCGGUGAACUCUCUCAAUGUCGACGAACCGAGCAACUUUUAUACCCCAAUGAUAUCUCCUGACAUCAGUAGCACUACCAGACUCGAUCCCAUUGCCAGUCAGCAAGGGCCGCAGUUGACGAAUACUGCAGCCACGCCAGUCACCGAGACGCCAACGAUCAAGUCUCUUGGGAACCUGACAUCAGCUAGCGAGGGUCAGAAUCAACCAGGCGGAUUAAAGCCUCCAAAGUCUCCGCCUACAUCGACCAAGUCCAGAUCAUCGUUCACCGAUCAUUCUGAAGUAGAACCACAGGACGAGAGCAAAUCUGAUGAGAAGGACAAACGGCGUCAUCGCUGGAGGUUUUCGUCAUCUGCUAAGAAAGGGGAUAAUUCGCCUCUUGUCCCGCCUCCACCGAUUGGUCAAAACCCAGCAGCUCGUGGGAGCAACACUUCAUUUGGAAGUGCUCACCGACCAAGAAAAAGUUUCACGGGAGACUCUCAACAGACGCAGUCUGCAUCGCUUUACGGAGAAUCGGCAACAGGCCAGCCGUUUCUGGCAGGGCAGUCUAGCAAUGAAUCGGGCGACGCACAGAGAGACCCAAAUGCAGAUACGGAGAAGAAAGGUUUAUUUGGGAAAUGGAAAGCCAAGAUGUCGCAGACAAAAGAGGAAAGGCAAGCAGAAAAGGAUCGAGCGAAGAGUCCGCCGCGGCUUGAGCAAGGGGCUUCGCGCAGCAGUCUGUCUGCUUUUGCGCAAGAGCAUCUGGCUCCCCGGGGCAGGUCGUUUGAUGGGACUAGGGAAGAGCAAUCAACACGUCUACCUGAGCGAGCUGCCGGGCCAGAAGCGCAGGAAGAGGAGAAGAAGUCGUCAUUGGAAAUGCGACGUGGAGGAGAAGGACAACCAUCGUGACAAGGCUUUGCCGAAAACGAGCGAGCCGAUCGUUGGAUGGGAAUAAAUGAGUGUCGUCGGCGAGCGAUCACUUGUCUAGGAUAAGGAAGACACUACCCUUGGUAUUGGGAGUUUAAUGACCUCGCAGCUGUAGUGUUGGCAGAGAGUCUCGUAAUAAUUUGAUCGAAGUAUGAAUAA